This is a messenger RNA of Alternaria rosae, 2349 nucleotides long. RefSeq lists its product as uncharacterized. Bases 477 to 2138 code for a protein of 553 amino acids. The record is from RefSeq and is a predicted model, not a curated record. The transcript has a single exon. Lineage: Eukaryota; Fungi; Ascomycota; Dothideomycetes; Pleosporales; Pleosporaceae.
CCGUUGAUACGGUCUCAGGAAACUCUCGGACUUUUUUCAAUCCGCCACGACCUUCGCACAGUUCGACUUGCCGGCAAGUCGGGGAUUAGACUCUCCCGAGAUCCCGCUAACUGGUAUGCAAGGCUUGGCGUAUAGUAAGCCUUAAUGCGAAACUACCCACAUUCAGCCGGUAGGCUACUUAAUCCUAGCCCUUCAUCGAGACCAGGGACAUAUGAUUGGCACUCUUACUGCUGGUAGGCGCACGUCUGAACGCCCUUCAAUGCGAAUGUAAGGAGUACAAGCGAUGUGCAAUCGACUAUCCGAGACCUCUCACGUGAGAUACCGUUUUGCUUAAGGCACAUGCAUUUGGUUUCGGGUCGCUUACACGCAAGACAUAUAUUUGAAGUAUCUAUACGCACCAAAAAUGACAGGACAUCGGUUCAUCCUCCUUUCCUUCUUCUGUGAGGCACCCAGUGAUAGAUUUCACACUCUCAAACAUGUCCUUUCUAUCGAACUACUUCAUUAGGCAGCGAGUCGCUCCUCCGCCUAUACCCACGGAUCUCGUCAUCCCACUUCACAGCCGCGACGACACGGAGCAAAACAGAAACAUAUCAAUCGAAUUCACAAUGUGUUUUGACGAUGUUAUCGAUGAGCAGAAGCUUGUCGACGCAUUAUGGAGAUUGCUGGAGAAGCCGGGCUGGAGGAAGUUGGGAGCGCGACUGCGCCUCAACACCAGCAACGACAAAUUGGAAUACCACAUACCAACACAGUACACCAAAGAGCGCCCACCAGUCAACUUCACCCAUGAGACCUACAACACCAAAUUAAAGGAUCACCCUAUUGGUCGCCAAUUCCCUUGUGCAGACGAGCGUAACGACAGAAUCCAAGUCUUCGACAUUCGAGAGUCGCUACGCGAGAUUACGCGUGCAAAGGAUGGUACUGUAUUCCUCGAUGACUGGCUCUACGAUGAUAAAGCGCAGUUAGGUUUACAUGUAGCGAGCUUCAAGGAUGCGUCACUUGUUACCCUGACGUGGCUACACACGCUUCUCGACGCGAUGGGACGACAGACUUUACUAAGAGCGUGGACAGCGGUACUGGAAGGAAGAGACGACGAUGUACCAGAAUUCUGGGGCUACGAUUUCGAUCCAUUGGAGCAACUUGGAGCUCCUCUCGACGAAGACAACCAGGACGCAGAGGGUACGAGUACCGCUCAUGCGCAGGUGCAAGAGGAGGCGCAGUCUCAAAUCUGGAUGGUGCUGUCAAACCUCAAGACCUGGCUUUCACGCUUGGUAGACCCCAGAGCAACGUUCGCAUACCUCUACUCCCAGUUCUUCAGACUGGAAACAAUGCAGAACGGCCGCAUGCUCUACAUGCCUGCAGACUACAUGACUCGCCUGCGAACUGAAGCAACGCGCGAUCUCACCUCUCUCGACGCCUCCCAAAUCACUUACAACACCACGACAUCUUCCGCACCAAAGCCCUUCCUCUCAGACGGCGACAUCUUCUCAGCGUGGUUAAUCCGGCAUCUUGUAUCCACCAAUACCUCUCUUCUCAACUCCCGACCCGUUCGACCCAUUGUAAUCCUGAACGUCUUGGGCAUGCGAGACGUGUUAUCGACUUCUUCAUCCAAGUACGAAGCCUUGAUUCCCAGAGGAAAAGCAUAUGUAGCAAACUGCACAGCAGGAAUCAUCUCCCCAUUCAGCGUACAGCAGUUUCUCAGUAUGCCAUUGGGUCAUAUUGCGGCUCGUAUUCGCAAAGACCUCGUUGAGCAGGGGACUAGAGAGGCUGUGGAAGCUUCGCAGCGUGCUAGCCGCAGCGGACAGCAGAAAGCUACGCCGCCGGCAGAUGCGCAGAUGGCGCCGGUGGUUUUCGUGUUCUCGAAUUGGGCAAAGGCGAAGUUGUUCGAGACGGAUUUUAGCGCUGCCGUUGUUUCUGACAAAGAUGAUGGGGAUGGGUCGACGAUUAGGCCGACUAAAGGAAGGCCUACGUACAUUAGUGUAUAUGGCAAUGAUAGACGGGUAAACGGUCUGGGUAAAGGUCCAGGAGGCGUGGGAAAUUGUGUUGGCAAGGACGCCAGAGGCGGGUAUUGGUUUGGAGCAAUCUCUUCAGCGAGAGAGUUCGCGGAAGGUUUCGAAAAGGCUGUAUUGAGCGAUUCAUAGGCCAAUGGGAGGCUCUUCAAAAUGUUCAGCGUCACUAGGAGGGCCUAUAAUUCGUGUCGCAUUCUAUGCAGAAAAUUCUGAGCUAUGAGUACACAUAACUUUAGCAACCGUCUAGUUGUUAAGAUCUAGCAGUAUCUAUGCGACACAAAGUCUUCCCACACCUAGUUGCGUUGUUACUUCGAGCAAUGGCAUCCCAAAUUAACAGGCACUU